Molecule: messenger RNA, 8795 nt
Organism: Polypterus senegalus (gray bichir)
Lineage: Eukaryota; Metazoa; Chordata; Cladistia; Polypteriformes; Polypteridae
Product: kinesin-like protein KIF13B
Exons: 36
Coding region: 1-5313 (1770 amino acids)
Biological process (GO): microtubule-based movement; regulation of protein localization
Cellular component (GO): adherens junction
Molecular function (GO): cell adhesion molecule binding; ATP binding; microtubule motor activity
Source: RefSeq, a predicted model, not a curated record
AUGUCGUCUCAAAAAGGCCCACCAGCUUUCGAUUCGCUGAUUGUGAUUACUGGAUCCAGUAAUGUAACAGUUACUGUCCUGGCCAGUACUCCAUCUCUUCUCAUUCAUUAUUGCUUGUGUGUCUUUUCAGGUCAAGAUGUUGUUUUUCAUUGUCUUGGGGAAAACUUAUUGCAGAAUGCCUUCAAUGGGUAUAAUGCCUGUAUUUUUGCCUAUGGACAAACUGGUUCCGGAAAGUCAUACACAAUGAUGGGUCCAUCUGAUCAACCUGGUUUAAUACCACGGCUUUGUAGUUCUUUAUUUCAAAGAACCCUGCAGGAAACAGAAGAAAAGGAGAACUUCACAGUUGAAGUGUCUUAUAUGGAAAUCUAUAAUGAGAAAGUACGAGACCUUCUUGAUCCCAAAGGUGGCCAGCAUUCCUUAAAAGUAAGGGAACACAAGGUUCUUGGUCCUUAUGUUGAUGGCCUCUCAAGACUUGCAGUAACUAGUUGUAAGGAUAUAGAAUCUCUGAUGUCAGAAGGGAAUAAGUCUCGAACUGUAGCAGCAACUAAUAUGAAUGAGGAAAGUAGCCGUUCACAUGCUGUCUUCAACAUAAUCUUGACACACACAAUUCAUGAUUUGCAAUCUGGGACAUCAGGGGAGAAGGUUAGUAAGCUGAGUUUGGUGGAUUUGGCUGGCAGUGAGAGGGCAACCAAGACUGGAGCUGUAGGAGAAAGAUUAAAAGAAGGGAGCAACAUCAAUAAAUCUUUAACAACACUGGGUUUAGUUAUUUCUGCCCUUUCUGACCAUUCAACAAGAAAGAAUAAAUUUAUUCCAUAUAGAGAUUCUGUUCUUACCUGGCUGCUUAAGGAUAGUCUUGGAGGUAACAGCAAGACAGCAAUGAUUGCAACAGUGAGUCCUGCUGCUGACAGCUAUGAUGAAACUUUGUCCACGUUGCGUUAUGCAGAUCGUGCAAAGCAUAUUGUUAAUCACGCUGUGGUAAAUGAGGAUCCAAAUGCUCGUAUAAUCCGGCAACUCAGAGAAGAAGUGGAAAAAUUACGAGAGCAGCUUACAGAAGCUGAGUCUCUGAAAGCUCCAGAACUGAAGGAUCGUUUGGAGGAGUCGGAAAAGUUAUUUAAAGAAAUGACCGUCACUUGGGAAGAUAAGCUUCGUAAGACUGAAGAAAUUGCUCAGGAGCGCCAGAAGCAGCUGGAAAGCUUGGGAAUAUCUCUACAGUCAUCUGGUAUUCGUGUUGGUGAGGACAAAAGCUUCUUAGUCAACCUGAAUGCAGAUCCAGCACUCAGUGAACUUUUGGUAUACUAUUUAAAGGAACACACCCUGGUUGGGUCAGCUGACUCACAGGACAUUCAACUUUGUGGGAUGGGAAUCCAAGAUGAACAUUGCACCAUUGACAUUACUGGAGAUGGACAAGUUGUUCUCUCUCCAAAUGAGAAUGCAAGAACAUGUGUAAAUGGAUCAAUAGUGAAUGGACAAGUAUUCCUUCAUCAUGGGGAUCGGAUCCUCUGGGGUAAUAAUCAUUUUUUCAGAAUAAAUCUUCCAAAGCAAAGACGCCAUCUGGAGUCUGAAAAUGAGGAGGAUACUAUAAACUGUAGCAGCAGCAGUGGUCAAUUACAUGUUGACGGAGAUAACACUAAUGAUCACUUUACUGAUACCAGCUUCAGUUAUGAGUCUGCGCAGAUGGAAGUCAUGAUGAAGGCUUUGGGCAAAAAUGAACCAGUGCAGUCUAUUCUUUGGAGUUUAGAACAGCAUCAUGAAGAAGAAAAGCAGUCUGCCUUGGAAAGACAGCGGAUUAUGUAUGAACAAGAAUUAGAGUAUCUAAGACGCCACAUAACACGGCAUGAUCAGCCUAAAUAUCAUAGUAUGGAACGCCUCUCCACAUCAUCUAGUAGUUUACAGCAAAGACUACAGUGGAAUGAGGAGAGGGAAGAACUGCUAAGAGUUAGCCUGCGGAAGUUAAAGGAGCAGAUUGUAAGAGCAAAUCUUUUGGUUCAGGAAGCUAGCUUCAUUGCACAGGAUUUAGAAAAGAAAACAGAGUAUUACGUAACCCUUCAGAUACCAGCAAGCAAUCUCAAUGCUAACAAAAAGUGGGAUGCGGUACUAAGCGAGCCAGCUGUGCAUGUACGCAGAAUGGGGAAAAGUAAACAAAUAUGGGCCUUGGAGAAACUGGAAAACAGACUUGUGGAUAUGAGGGAGCUUUACCAAGAGUGGAAGAACUUUGAUGAUGAAAAUCCUGUCAUGCAUUCAUAUUUAAAAAGAGCUGAUCCCUUCUUUGACGAAGAGGAGAACCAUACCUUGAUUGGCGUGGCUAAUGUUUUCCUUUCUUGCCUUUUUUAUGAUGUAAAAUUUCAAUAUGCUGUUCCUAUCAUUAGUCAAAAGGGAGAGAUGGUGGGACGACUACAUGUGGAGCUGUUCAGGGUGAGUGAAAAUAUGCAAGAAAGGUUGGCUGGAGGAGAAACUUCUGAAAAUACUGAUGAGAAUGUAACUCCACAAAAAACAUUAGUAUGUGUGAUACGAAUACUUCAAGCCACAGGUCUUCCACAUUUCUUAUCCAAGUUUGUAUUCUGCAAGUACUGCUUUUGGGGCCAGUUGGAUCCAACAUCUGUUGCCCCUGAGGUAGACACUUUAAAUUCUUCCCCAACUGUUAAGGACCUCCAAAGUAUGGUGGUCUUUGAUCAUUCAAAGACAUUUUCUGUUGCAUCAUCUGAAGACUUCAUUGAAUAUCUCACAGAGGGAGCAUUGGCAAUUGAAGUGUACGGACACAAACAAACCAGUUUAUUAAAUCAAAAGAGUCUUGCUUUGUGGGAUUUAGGCAUCAUCCAAGCCAAGACGCGGACAUUUAGAGAUAGGUGGAGUGAAUUAACUCGCAAAGUGGAAAUGUGGAUUCAUAUUUUGGAACAAGACGAGAAUGGAGACUAUGUGGCAGUGGAGGUUGUCUCUGCUAAAGGUGUUUGUACUGGAGGGAUCUUCCAACUCAAACAAGGACUGUCCCGAAGAAUUCAAGUUCAUGUUCGUUCAGUGCAAGACUCUGGCACUAUGCCUCUUAUCAUAAAAUCAAUACUGAGCAUUUCUGUAGGCAGUAUAGAGGUUCACCAAAGAAAACCUCAGAAAGGAUUUGAUUCCCAUCAGACUCAGGAUGAUGGAUUGGAUAGUUAUCAGGACAGAGAUUUGGAGAGGCUUAGACAGCAGUGGCUAAUAGAAUGGACCAAAAGGCAAGACUAUCUGGAUCAACAUCUACAGAAGCUUGUUAACAAAUCAGACAAGUCAGAGAAUGACACAGAAAGAGAAUGCCAGUUAUUAGAGCGUAGGCUCACAUUAAUAGAAGAGAGGAAUGCUGUUAUGGUGCCAUCUGAAGGCAGUGGGAUUCCUGGAGCACCUGCUAAGUGGAUUCCUGCUCCUGGAAUGGAAACUCAUAUUCCUGUUUUAUUUCUUGAUCUCAGUGAGAGUGACUUGAGAUCACAAGAAAACUUGGAAGAACAUGAUACAGCUGCCUGGAAUUCAACUUUGGCUGGAGAAAUUAAAGAGGAUUUUUUUGAGCUGCAGAUUGUAAAAAAUUAUGAUGGAGAAAUUAAAUCUGAAGCUUCUUGGGAUUCAGCAGUACACAGCUGUCCACAGCUAAGUCGUGGUACUGCAACAGACCAGCAUGUCUAUCUAAUAGUGAAAGCAGUUGUCCAACUAAGCCAUCCCGCAAAUAAGAAACUUCUUUUACGAAAGCGAAUCUGUGUCAAUGUCACUGGCAAACAGAGUUUUACACAAAGCUUCCUCCGAAUGAUUUCUCAACGAAGUACCAUCUCAGGCUGUGGUGUGACUUUUGAGCUUGUUUCCAACAUUCCAGAGGAAAAUAAAGCCUAUGAUGAUGGUGAGAUGCUUGCUCAGCUGGCAACUAAAUCUGAACAAUCAAAUUCUGCUGACACGGAGGCAGCUUUAGAGAAGUACCUACGUAGUGUACUUUCUGUUGAAAACAUUUUGACAUUGGACAGGCUACGACAGGAAGUUGCUGUCAAAGAACAUAAUAAAGGAAUGGGAAAACAUAACAGACGCAGCCACAGUUCUCCAAAUGUGCAUAAGUUAUCUGGAAGCCAUAUGGAUUUGUUUCCAAAUUACCGAUUGGAAGAUAAAAAGGUUCAUUGGGAAAGUCAACAAAAUGUUUCAACAGAUUUGCAAUGGUCAAACAAUAUUCCCUCUGCUCAACAUCAUUCCAGGAGCCCUGAAGAGUGUUCAGGAAUUCAUGCAGCUGCUGCAUCUCUUCUCAGUCAACAGAAGCCUUCAAUGCCUAAACUGAUGAAGUCCCUUUUCCCAAUACAAACUGAGAAAAAAAGGUUGACAACUUCAUCUCUUUUACAUCAGGCUGUCAAGGGAAAGAGUCUGGCCAAUGUCAAUCCUAGUUUAGCAAGCGCAGAAGAGCCUCUUAAUCAUGGUAGUCUUGAAGAUCAAGGUUCUCAUCACAGUUUCCAGAUUGAGGACUAUCCUGGCAAUAAUUGUUCAAAAACAACACAUUCUGAAGAAUCUAUAGUAAAGAAAAAUUUUAAUAUUUUACCAGAUAGCAGGUUUCUGUCUAAUAUGUGUACAUUGAGCGAUAAAAUUAAACCAUCACAUCAAAGUAAUACUUUGGUAAAAUUUAAUACUGAGGCAAAUCUGAAGACAAACAUUAGCCCCCAGAAGGAUACAUCAGAAGUGACAAAAAUGAAGACCUCUUAUAUCUCUAAUUGUAAGGAUAUCGGAGAGAAAGAAACAACAAAUCACUGUCAAAGUUUACCUCAUCAAAUACAAGGCAUAUCUCAAUCUAAUUUGCCAACCACCAGCCCCUUUAAGAUCACAAAAGUAAAGACAUCAGGUUUAAAGUCAUUCUCAUUAAUUUUAGGGGAAGAUCUCACACAAUCUGGACAUAGUUUUGUGCCAGAUAAAUUGCAUGUAAAGAGUGAAAGGAAAAUAGAUUCAUCUUUAGUAACUACAACUGAAAAUUUCCAAACUGUGGAAUGUCAAUCUGAAGUAAAAACUGAGCAAGUGGAUAAGUUAUUGGAUGUCUCUAACUGUCACAGCAGUUUUGUUCCAGACUGGCUAAAAAGAGAUGUAUCUGUAACCAUUGGAAACAAUAAAAAAGGAAAAGUAUGUUACAUUGGACCCACUGAAUUUGCAGAAGGAAUCUGGGUUGGUGUUGAGCUGGAAGUUCCUGCAGGUAAAAAUGAUGGUUUUGAUGCUGGGAAGCAAUAUUUUAAGUGUAAACCAGGACAUGGAGUAUUGGUAAGACCAGAUGGAGUAAAUCAAGCCAGCUGCCCCAUCAUGCAACAAAGCAAGGAUUCUACUCAUACAAGUGUUUAAGGGAUCCAGUCGAGAACUGCUGCAGUUUCUCACACUAUGAAUGAAUCAGUUAGUAUGUUUUAAGAACGAGAAGAAAAACUGCAAACUGGAAGACAUAAAUAAAUAACUGACAGAAUUCACUGUAAUAGAAAGAACAUAAUUAUCUGAGCACAAUAAAACUGAAAAGCUCAUUUUCUCAAACUAUGUUGUUAUAAUUUUAUAUUGUAAAGAGUUGCCACUGUUAUCUUGGCAUAAAUGUGUCUUUAUGUUACUUAAUUUUGAUCUGUUUCAAAUCUCUUAACAAUUAGUAGUAGCAUUACUGUCAUUCUGCCUGUAUCAAUUAGCCUGAAAAAAGGCUUAUCAUAGGGCUGGCAGCUUUAUUAGCAAUUAUAUAUCAUAAAGUGAAAUAAUUUAGGAACUAUAAUAAUUGUCAAACUUCUAUGUUAUUAGUCUCUUUCUUUUUAGUUCUGGGGUUUUAUUAUUCACUUAAUUCAUUUAUUUAUUAUAUAAAUCUACUGUAUUCAUUAUAGUUUGCAGGAAACUUGAGCUAAAACCUAUUAUGCUUUGUUAAUUACAAACUUAAAUGUAAUACCUAACACAGAUCAUGCUAAUGUGCACAUCAGCACUCACCCCCACUCAGGAAUUUAAAAUAAUGAAUUUAAAUAAUAACUAAUCAGGCUGGCAUUCACAUAUUUGGAUUAUAUGUCUGUUGUACUAGGGUGUUGUACCAUGUUAGCCAUUAUGGAUGUAGUGAGAAGCUAAAUUCGAAAGAUUAUCAUAUGCAAGCUUUCAUGGCAAAUCCCAUCUUGCCUAAAGAAUAGGCCUGAGUUGCCUUGAAAGCUUGCAUAUUGUAAUCUUUCUACCAAUAAAAGGUGCCAUUUUGCUUAAUUUCUCACAACAUAUUUGGAUUGUAAAACAAAACAUUAAUUGGAGAAAAUCCAGACAUAUAAUGAUAGAACAUAGAAAUCCAAGCCUGGGUUUCAAGCCCAAGUCCUUGGAAGUGUGAAAUGGUAAUGGUAGUGUGUAGCUGAGUAGGGCAGGAAGACAAGCAACAUUGUCUACUUCUAAAGGGGAAAUUACCAGAUAUUGUCUGGCCCAGGUACAGUCCCAUUUGACUGGCUAAUAUUUCUCCUCAAUAAUUUCUUAGUCUUUUCACCUGGCUUCUCCCAAACUAUCAAGUUCCUUUAUCUUAUUAUAAGUAAUUAUUAUUAUUAUUAUAGUAAGCCUGAGGUUGCAUCUGUAGUUUCAUUGUAUGGCCACUGGUAAAUUAACAUCUUUCACAGUGAUAUCAAUACUAUCAUCAGUGUCCACAAUGUACUAUUGAAAAAUUUUAUUAUUCCUUCAGCUCUCACUUAUGAACUAUAGCCCAAGACUCCUUUCCUCAGGAUGCAGAAAGUAGGUCACUCACUGUUAGAAAAGGCUGGAAGAGAAACAUUAGUCUCAAACAGAGAAUGGUCACAUCGUUGGUAUAGUUCCACACAGAAACAGUAAACAGGUAAUACAAAAUCAUGACUAACUCUUGUUCAACAAGUAUUACAAGCUAAGAUAUAUCAUAAAUGUCAUACUUUUGCAAUUUGUUUUAAAAGGUGCUUUAUACUUAAGUAUAAACCUUUUGCAGGUUAACCGUACAAGUGUAGGCAGGAUUGAUAACCUGUAAAUCCCCACAAAUGCCAAAAUAUCCACACUAGUACAAAAAACUGAUCCAUAAUUACACAUUUUUAAAUAACCUGCUUUUAUGAGCCAAAAAAAAAUUAUCAUCCACACCCCAACCUGCCAAACUUUAGAUACACUAUGUUUUUCUUUAUUUCAGUGUCCAAUUAUAUAACCCCUUUAAAGUCAUUUUUUAUAUUCAUUACUUUUGGUUGUAAAGUGUCUUUAUCCGAGCCAACUUAAAUGUUAAGGGCAUAAUACAUAAUUACUAUAAUGUAUAUAAUGUACUUUAACUAUUGAUUUACAAUUCAUAUGUUUAUGUGUCUAACAAUAGGCACAAGAUAGUAACCACUCCUGGACAGAACACCAGUAUAUCAGAAGGAACACUGGACCAUUAAAUGGCAUUUACUACAAGUCUGUGUCAAGUUAAACCUUGUCCAACUAAAACUGUCCUGACAAUGAUUUGCCUAACAAACUAAGUUUCUUGCACCAUGUUUUCUUUGCUUAGCUUGUUCUGUAAUUUUGUACAUAUUGAUUCCUGAAUUAAUACCACAUACACAGUUUUAUAACACAUAUCUUGAAAUGCAACUUAAAUAAUAUAAUAUACUCCAUUAAAAUCACAUACUUUGACUGCUUCUUCACAUAUUAUUAUUAUUAUUGUGGUACAUUGUCUCUCUAUUAUAAUAAAAAAAAUCUUGGGUCAAGAAGUUAUCUUCUCGGAGACACUUUAACGUUCCAUUCGUUAUUAUUGGUUUUUAACAUUUUUCAUCGAGUACAACUCUUUUUCUUUGUAGACAAAAUUGUUCAGUGUUCCAUUAAUAUUCCUUGAGGUCCUUGGCAUGUUACUAAUACCUCCACAGGUGAAAAAAUACAAGUCAAAAACAAUUCUAAUCACAUUUCUUGUAUUUUCUUCCAGUCUUGCUGCCUAGAUGUAACAGACAUACUUGACUGCAUUCUCAGUGUUGCAAGCACUAAAAACAAUGUGUGGAUGUCACCAGUAUUAAAAACAUUUUUCUAAAACUAAUGCAUGAUUUCUGAUUUCUGCUUCAACUCUUGCUGUCAAGUGCUGAUAAUUCUAUGGUAAACAGUGGAGUUAUUUUUAAUAUAUUUUUUAUAUAGCUUCUUUAGUAAUUUCAUUUCCCUCUUUUACAUCCAUUAAUGAAAUGUUAAUUUUUUUUUGGUAAUACUUCAGAAAGCUAUGCUACUGCCCAUUGUAUACACUAUACUAUUAAUUCUAUUGCUCUACCACACCCAAGCCUUGAUCUUAGUAUCUUUUUUUUUUUGUCUAUCAACAAUAAGUCUAAUUUCCAUUAGUAUGUGUGCAUUCAUUCAACCAAAAUACUGUUCACUAGAAAACUAAAGGAUGACCAGAGGUACAAGCAACUCAGUCCUUUCUGGUGCCCAGUUUACCAUUGUCUCUUUAAGUUUGUUUAAUUAUCUUUUUAGCUUUCUUCACAUUCAAGUAUUGUUCUAUGGAAAUGGAUCUAUAUUAGUAAGACCAUCUAAGGAGCUAAAUGUUUGGCUAAGGUUGGAUAUAACAGAGUUAACUUGUAAUACUGUGCCCUCAUGGAGGUCUGCACAAUUCUUAGGGCUGUAUAGUAACUUGGGUGGUCUCUUUCACCCACUCUUCACACAAGCUAGUGUUUGGGAGUAGCCUAGGGUACAUUUCAGUAGCCCUCAUUUCCAAACCUAUGGGUACUUAUCAUAUUAGAAUUUAUGUGAAUUAGUACUCCGUAUUCUACAGUAUUUUUUUCUGCAGGUUCCUUACUACUGUGUAUUGUGGCAUUAUGUGCACCUUAAUGGAUACCGCUAUUUUUUACUUAAAAAUAUGCAAAGUAGAUUAAGUAACGCAG